AUGGAAUCAUUCAUCACCUGGUUUCAAUCUCAUGGCGGCUUCAUCGAUAGUUCAGUGAUGGAUGUGGUAGAUUUUCCUGGACAGGGCCGCGGUGCGAUCGCCGUUUCUGAUAUUCCGGAAGGCCAUACCUUGUUUACCCUCCCUCGCUCUCUGACCCUUUCAACCCGAACAUCGUACCUGCCUUCUAACAUGGGCGCGGAAAGUUGGAAAAAAUUCAAACUGGAUGAGGGAUGGGCUGGGCUGAUUCUUUGCAUGAUGUGGGAAGAGGCACAGGAAUCAAAGUCGAAAUGGUCGGAAUAUCUCGCUUCAUUGCCGUCAUCCUUUACAACGCCCAUGUUCUGGAGCUCAGAAGACCUGUUUGAGCUAAGAGGCACUGCUGUGGUAGAUAAAAUAGGCAGAGAAGAUGCCGAAAGGGACUAUUAUGAUAAACUAUUGCCUGCAAUACAGAGCCGCCUAGAUUUAUUUCCUCCUACCCUUAUCGAUCAACACUACUCCCUCGCAAAAUACCAUGUCAUGGGAAGUCGUAUCCUUUCCCGGAGCUUCCAAGUCGAGAAAUGGGAUGGACCAGCCAGCGGCGAACAUGACGCUAAUGUCAGUUCCGAUAGUACUGCGAUGGAAGUAGAUGGCGAAGUCUCAGUUACUCAAGUUCACGGAGAUUACAAUGAUGAUGAAGAUAUUUCCCGUGAUAUAGAUGACGGAAGUAGCGACGACGAUGACGACGAAACAGAAGAUCCCAGUGAUGUGGCCAUGGUUCCAAUUGCAGAUUUAUUGAAUGCACGAUACGGAUCGGAGAAUGCUAAAUUAUUUUACGAGGAAAGGCACCUGAGAAUGAUAUCUACGAAACCUAUCAUGGCAGGAGAACAGAUAUGGAAUACCUACGGGGAUCUUCCAAACUCUGAUUUAUUGCGUCGGUAUGGUCAUGUGGACCUAGUUUCGUUACCUGAAGGAGGAGAGGGUAACCCCGCAGAUGUGAUUGAAAUCCGCGCUGACCUGGUAGUUUCGGCUGUGUCUCAACUGAGCGGUACUUUGACUUCCGAUUCGAAUCAGACUCGAAUCGACUGGUGGUUAGAAGAAGGUGGUGAUGAUGUCUUUACUGUGGAAACUGACUUGGUUAUUCCUGAAGCCCUGAUCUCGCUUCUACGUACACUACUCCUUUCGGAGGCAGAUUGGGAGAAAGCUAGAAACAAGUCGAAACCACCAAAAGGGAAGCUUGACAACCCGCAGGUUAUAUCCUUAGUCACUGCGGUAUUCCAUCAACGGCUGAAUGCAUAUCCUACAACACUUGAGGCAAAUGACGAGCUGCUUCGCCAAGAUCUUUCUCUCAACAAACGCCACGCAAUCAUGGUGCGCUGCGGAGAAAAGAAAAUUCUGACAGGUGUUAUCAAAAACCUACGGCUGAUGGAAGAGUCCCUAUCAGGUGAGGAGAAGGAUAAAAAGAAGAAGCGGACACUGGGAGACGAGCACGGAGGAAAGCAGAGGUCUAAAAGGGUAAAACGGUGA
Molecule: messenger RNA, 1500 nt
Organism: Serpula lacrymans var. lacrymans S7.9
Lineage: Eukaryota; Fungi; Basidiomycota; Agaricomycetes; Boletales; Serpulaceae
Exons: 9
Coding region: 1-1500 (499 amino acids)
Biological process (GO): peptidyl-lysine monomethylation
Cellular component (GO): nucleus
Molecular function (GO): protein binding; protein-lysine N-methyltransferase activity
Source: RefSeq, a predicted model, not a curated record